UGAAUUGAAAUCAGGCGUGGUAGUAAAGUUUUGAAAUAAUAUUUUGCCUCUAGUUUUUUCACUAUUGGUUUUUAAACAGCAGUAAUUUUAUUCCGGUACCGUUUUUGUCAUAGUUUGAAGCACUUCAAGUUGCGUAGUGAUAUCCUUAUCCAAUUGUGCUGCAACUUCAUCAUUGGUUACUGAAUGAUUUUCAUAAUUACGUUUAAGGUAUCAUAGAAUUUUGAUGCUAUCUGCUAUCUCAUACUGAAUGAAAUGUCUAACAAUCAAUUGCGCCAACAAGAAAUUCACGUUAUAACCGAGGGCCAAAUUGAUUCUCAUGGAAACCUUAUUGUCGUAUGUGAAAGUCCUCUUUGCACAAAUGAAGCUAAUAUGGUGCAUGAAAAUCAAGUUUGUCAAAAAGAGAAUAAAAAACGAGGGACUGUGCGGGAAAGAAGUAAUGUAUGUGAAUUAUGUGACAAAAGCUUUAGUACUGAAGAGAAAUUUCAAGAACAUUAUCUUAUUCACUCCGGUAUCAAACCACAUGUUUGCGAAAUUUGUUUGAAAGGUUUUGCCAACAAAAGUAACCUUCAACGACACAGAUUAACUCAUAGUGCAGAAAAACCAUUUACGUGUGAAGUUUGUAGCAAAGGUUUCGCUGAUAAGUAUACUUUUCAAAUGCAUAAAUCGAUCCAUUUUGGUGAAAAACACGUUUGCGACAUAUGUUACCGAGAGUUUACUCAAAAAUCAAAUUUAAAAAGGCACUAUACUAAUCACUCGGAAUACAGACCUCACGGCUGUGGAUUAUGUGGAAAGCGUUUUACGGAUAAAUACACUUUAGAGACUCAUCUAGCCAUUCAUACUGGAGAGAAAUACGUUUGUGAUGUUUGCUUUCAAGGUUUCACCCAGAAAUCUAAUUUGAAACGCCAUUAUAUGCUUCACUUUGCUGACAAACCUUUCACUUGUGAAGAAUGUGGGAAAAGUUACGCUGAUAACUAUACUUUCCAAGUUCAUAAAUCAAUUCAUUCUGGUCAAAGACACAUAUGUGAUAUAUGUUCAAGAGGUUUUACUCAAAAGAGUAAUCUCAAAAGACAUUAUACAACACACUUAAAAGAAAAGAAAUUUCAUUAUUGUCAUCACUGUCCAAAGAAGUUUAUUAGAGAAGAAAAAUUACAGAAGCAUGAACUAACACAUAGAUUAUGAAUUUCUUUUCUUUUUUGAUUUGCAUGCCAUAUUUUUGAAAAAUAUAACUAAUGUUUGUCCUCACAAAAAGAUUUUUGAUUUAUUUUCUUUAUUACUUUGGAUGUUAAACGUAAUUCACACUCUAGCUAUAAUUGAAAAUUUUGCUACUGUCAGCAGAAAAGAAUGAUUGAACUGCUGUAUUUAUAAUUGAAUAAUUUAUUAUCAAAUUUUUGUAAAACUAUCUGUGUUACCAAUCAUAGU
Uloborus diversus is the source of this 1419-nucleotide messenger RNA. Its product is annotated as gastrula zinc finger protein XlCGF8.2DB-like. The record is from RefSeq and is a predicted model, not a curated record. Lineage: Eukaryota; Metazoa; Arthropoda; Arachnida; Araneae; Uloboridae. Gene Ontology annotation, biological process: regulation of transcription by RNA polymerase II. Gene Ontology annotation, cellular component: nucleus. Bases 253 to 1179 code for a protein of 308 amino acids. Gene Ontology annotation, molecular function: DNA-binding transcription factor activity, RNA polymerase II-specific; RNA polymerase II cis-regulatory region sequence-specific DNA binding. The transcript has a single exon.